This is a messenger RNA of Meleagris gallopavo (turkey), 2027 nucleotides long. The record is from RefSeq and is a predicted model, not a curated record. NCBI's taxonomy places the organism in Eukaryota, Metazoa, Chordata, Aves, Galliformes, Phasianidae.
UCAUCGCUGCCUCUGCCCUUCUUCCUCCCGCCGUCUGGCCCAGCCGUGCUGCUGCGCGCCCCGGAGGCUGCCCAGUUCCUGCGGCAGAGGCAGCGGCGAGCCUACCAGAUCUUCGAGGAGACCAAGCAAGGGCACCUGGAGAGAGAGUGCGUGGAGGAGCACUGCAGCAAAGAGGAGGCCCGGGAGGUCUUCGAGAACGACCCCGAAACGGAAUAUUUUUACCCGAAAUACUUAGCUUGUAUUCACAAAUACGGGUCGCCGUAUACAAGAAGUCCAGAUUUCCUUACAUGCGUACAUAAUUUGCCAAAUCAGUGUUCUCCUGAUCCUUGUUACAAAGAAGGGACUGUGAGGUGUGAAGAUCUGAAGGGGGACUUCUAUUGUGAAUGCAAACGUGGCUGGCAGGGAAAAACAUGUGAUAAAGAUAUUGAUGAGUGCAAAGUGCAGCACGGUGGCUGUAACCAGAUCUGCCUCAACAAGCUCGGCAGCUACCGCUGCUCAUGCUACAGUGGUUAUGCUCUUAAAGACAGCAAAACAUGUGAAGACAUAGAUGAGUGUGCAGCAUCAGCAGACAUCUGUGGAGAAGCUCGCUGUAAAAAUCUGAUAAGCUCAUAUGAAUGUGUUUGUGAUGCAGGCUACAGGUAUGAUGAGCAGAGAAAGACUUGUGAUGAUAUAAAUGAAUGUGAAGAACAACUGUGUGAACAGAUGUGUGUCAACUUGCCAGGGAGUUACACUUGUCAUUGUGAUGGCAGAGGGGGAGUAAAGCUUUCCCAGGACAUGAAUACAUGUGAGAACAUAAUACCAUGUGUGCCUUUUGCUGUUGCAAAAAGUGUUAAGUCCUUAUACCUGGGGAGAAUGUUCAGUGGGACUCCUGUCAUCAGACUGCGCUUUAAGAGGAAACAACUGACAAGACUUGUGGCUGAGUUCGACUUUAGAACCUUUGAUCCUGAAGGUAUCCUUUUCUUUGCUGGAGGCCAUCAAGACAGCACUUGGGUGGUCUUGGCUUUGCGCAAAGGACGGUUAGAGCUGCAGCUGAAAUACAGCGGAAUAGGCCGCGUGACCAGCAGUGGACCGCUCAUCAACCAUGGCAUGUGGCAGACAAUCUCUGUUGAAGAACUCGAGAGAAGUUUGGUUGUAAAGGUCAACAGGGAUGCAGUUAUGAAAAUAGCUGUGUCAGGGGACCUGUUUACCCUAUACAAAGGACUGUAUCAGCUGAACCUGACAGUAGGAGGCAUUCCCUUUAAAACAAAGGACCUUAUUGUGCCGAUAAACCCUCGGCUGGAUGGCUGCUUGCGGGCAUGGAACUGGCUGAAUGGGGAGGACAGCACUAUCCAAGAGACCAUAAAGAUGAAUGAAAGGAUGCAAUGCUUUGCUGUAGCAGGACGAGGGUCUUUCUAUCCUGGCCGAGGUUUUGCUAUAUUUAAUCUUACUUACAUGCAACCUUCCUCUGGGAAUGAAACCAAAACAAGUUGGAAAAUAGAAGUAAAUGCUAUAAUUCAGCCAGCAACAGAUACUGGUGUGAUGCUUGCUCUGGUUACAGAAGAAGCAUCUGUCCCUCUAUCGCUAUCUUUGAUCGACUAUCACUCCACAAAGAAAUUGAAGCAACAGUUUGUCAUCUUGGCUGUGGAGGACACAGUUGUGUCCAGACUGGCACUAAAUCUCUGUGAUAAGAAGGAACACUCUGUGGACAUCCUACUCAAGAAAGACCAGUUAUCCCUGAGGGUAGAUGGGAUGGAAGGAGAGAGUGAAUUAAGCACCUCUGAGUUAGAAGACAGCCUGUCUAUCUUGGAGAGCUCUUUGCAGUCAGCAGUGAAGACGUACGUGGGAGGAUUGCCAGAUGUUAACGUCACCUCCACUCCGGUCACAGCAUCCUACCAUGGCUGCAUGACGGUGAAGCUGAAGAGCAAGGCGCUGGACUUGGAUGAGGCGCUGUACAAGCACAGCGACAUCACAUCCCACUCUUGCCCUCCAGUUGAAGCAGGUCCAUAGGUACCACUGCAACAUGAAAGUUUUGUACUCAGAAACUUUCA